AUGACAAAAGACGGAACCCCAGCAAGUCACAUGGGGCCUGAGGCACUGGGCGAAGAGCCAGGGGAUCACAGGUCGGCCACUCCCUCGCCCAUCAAUACUCCCCUUAGACAGUCAGGGACAGUUCAGGUUGCUGGUUCUGCUGAGCCCAUUGUGGCCUUAGUUGGCGAUGACGUCAUCCUGCCUUGCACCCUGAGACCCACCUUUAGCGCUGUGUAUCAGACAGUAGAAUGGCAGAGACCUGACCUAAAACCAAAAGAGGUGCAUCUUUACAGAGAUGAGAAGGACGACCUUGUGCUCCAGAAUCCAUCAUUCAGGGGAAGGACGUCACUGUUUAAAGAAGAACUAGAGGAAGGCAACGCUAGUUUAAAGCUGAUCAGAGUGGAACUCUCUGAUGCUGGAAACUACACCUGUUACAUUCCACUGUUGGACCACCAGAAAACCACCAUUCAACUCAUUGUUGGUGCAGCGUCUCGACCAGUAAUCUCCAUUGAAGGAAUCAAAGGUGAUGAGGUGGUCCUGCGCUGUGAGGCUGAAGGCUGCUACCCAGAGCCUGUCAUGGAGUGGUUCCAGUAG
Molecule: messenger RNA, 573 nt
Organism: Coregonus clupeaformis (lake whitefish)
Lineage: Eukaryota; Metazoa; Chordata; Actinopteri; Salmoniformes; Salmonidae
Product: butyrophilin subfamily 3 member A2-like
Exons: 4
Coding region: 1-573 (190 amino acids)
Source: RefSeq, a predicted model, not a curated record